Messenger RNA from Cyclopterus lumpus (lumpfish), 983 nucleotides. It is a transcript of the gene ostc, whose product is annotated as oligosaccharyltransferase complex subunit. Lineage: Eukaryota; Metazoa; Chordata; Actinopteri; Perciformes; Cyclopteridae. Gene Ontology annotation, cellular component: oligosaccharyltransferase complex. The record is from RefSeq and is a predicted model, not a curated record. Bases 114 to 563 code for a protein of 149 amino acids. The transcript is spliced from 4 exons.
AGAAGAAAAAAAGGCAUGUACUUCCGGGACACGUCAACAUAUGUGGCUACGCAGACGUACACCAGCCGAGCGCGAGCGUCUAGACUAGAGAGAGACACACUUCUUUUUAAGUCAUGGAGACAUUAUACAGUAUUCCAUUUGCGUUGCUGGAAUGCCCCAAUGUCAAGCUGAAGAAGCCGUCGUGGCUGCACAUGCCGUCGGCAAUGACCGUGUACGCGGUCGUCAUCGUGUCCUACUUUCUCAUCACCGGAGGCAUCAUCUACGAUGUUAUUGUAGAGCCACCGAGUGUGGGUUCAAUGACUGAUGAGCACGGACACCAGCGACCAGUGGCCUUUUUGGCUUACAGAGUAAAUGGACAGUACAUUAUGGAGGGGCUGGCUUCCAGUUUCCUUUUCACGAUGGGAGGCAUGGGCUUUAUCAUCCUGGACCGCUCCAACGCACCAAACAUUCCCAAACUCAACCGCUUCCUGUUGCUCUUCAUCGGUUUUGUCAGCGUUCUCCUCAGCUUCUUCAUGGCCAGAGUAUUCAUGCGCAUGAAGCUGCCAGGAUACCUCAUGGGCUAAAGGCAGACUUCAAAUGAUUUGGAACGACAGAGGACAUCAACGCAUGGGUGCCAAACUAAAAUAUGGAUAAACGCAACCUUAUCAAUAAUCAACCAGAGAACUGAAAGCACUGACCUUGCUCAAGAAAUUAGACAUGGCUGCACUGGCUGUCUCAUUGGUGUUUUUUGACUUUCUUCCCUUUCUCCAUCUCCAAAUUUCCAAACGAACUGAUGCAGCAGAGGAGGAUCACAAUGACAUCAUCAUGAUAUACAGGCCCCUCUCAGUGUAGUGCAUCUAAAGCAUACUUAAGAAAUUAGAUUUUGCACACAAAAAAACCUAAAACAAGAGGAAGUAACUGAACACUGUUGGCAUGAAGCUAUGAUUUAUGUUGUACGUUUUUGUAAAGAAAUCAUUAAAAAGAAAGCCAGUUGCAUUUUUGUA